AUGAGGGAUGAUGCUGCUGCAGACCUCUCUGGCGGCGCCCUAGUUGCGACGACAUCAGACCCCAGCGCGUAUCACACGCCCUCUACAGGCGCGCCCUCGAAUGCAGCAAAUCCCUUGUUGAAAGGCCCCGCAACGCGCGGAUGGCUCAGCAAUGUGCGCCGACCGCGAACGAGCCCAGGGCCCAAAGCUUCAGCCCUGAGAAGGACGCAGGUGCUGGCCGACGACGAUGAUCGCAGAGACUCAGCCUUGGCGUCCUCGAAUUGCACCGCGAGAAGCAACGAGCCCUCCUCGCCCACCAGUCUGCGCAGGACUCCCAGUCUCCCUGCCAUUGUUGUCCAGGAUGAGCAUGUAGUGGGGUCGGGCAACCAGUCGCCGCACUGUUCACUGGACUCGAGCGGUGCAGGUGAAUCACCCUUUCAGGGCAUUGAUAUGGUUAUACCGACCGGCAGCUUCGACGACUUCACCUCACCCACCCAGAUAUCCUUCUCGAAGCGGGGCAGCAUGAUGUUGGGUGGAAAGAAGGCAAACAGGCGCAGUAAACAAAUCAACUUGAUUUUGGAAAGCGCGGAUGCGCCUACGCCUGCACCCAGCACACCACCUCGACCAGAAAGGCAAGAGCCACCGAAAGAACGACAAGAGCUCUCACCUCCUGCUGCGAUACCCAAUGCGACCCAUUUGUCCCCCACACCGCGCUCACCUUCGCGGUUUUCUGCGCGCGGCAGGGCUGGCCACCGAGUGCUCUCUGCGGACGAGAUGAUGUUAUCGCGCAAAGUGCGCUCCAUGUACAAACACGGGAACGAGAGUGACGUGAAUUGGGAUGCAGAUACAAGCAGCUUACCAGACACUUCGGUCGAUAACAGCAUUGCUUCUAAUAACCCAGCGAACGAAUCAAACCUGACCGUAAACCGCAAACGAGACGACUCAAGCUCUUUUGUGAGCUCAAGAGGAGACGACACCAUACCCAAAGAACCUACAGAGAGAGCAGGAGGGCUUGAGGAUUGGGCUGAUCUUGAGGGCGCUGAGGUUGACAGAUAUGGCUUCAUCGUCGCGAAGAAGCCAGGUUCUCGUGACAGUGCGAACGGAGGAUUGGAUGGACCUGACGAACCGCGCAUUCAACGAGUUUCAACAGCUCUACAACUUGUAUCGGAAGAACCACGACGAAGAGGAAUUGGACGCAGCGUAUCUCGAGCGCGGUCAUCUAAGUCUGCCGACCCUCGAGGAUCCCCACCGAAACGACGUGUGUCGCAGAAGUCAUCGAAGCAGACCAGGUCCAUCUUUUCCAACAGAACUUCAGGCACACGGACGUCACAUCAUCCACUGCGCUCGACUACAAACAGAUUACCUCAUAACAGAGAACGUCGAAUGUUGGACGAGGCGAGUGACAUGCUGAAGUUGCCACCAGGACUUGCACAGGUUGCCGAACAGCGAGAAGGCGGUAGGAUGGCCCGAUCGAUGAAGGCGAAAGAGAUCAAAAGAGAUGAGAAGUGGCGAGCAAUGGCUAAAGUGGUGAAGACUGGCGCAGAAAAGGGUGGUGGCAUGCUUUUCGAGUUCGACACCAAAGACCCAAAACUGGUCACUCGCACAUGGAAAGGCAUACCAGACCGCUGGAGAGCAACUGCCUGGUACUCUUUUCUCGCAGAAAGCGCGAAGAAAAAGCAAGACAGUCCUCCAGAGGAGGAGUUGAUCGACUGCUUCUAUGAACUCCAGGCAGAGAGCUCAGCCGAAGACGUGCAGAUCGAUGUGGAUGUUCCUCGAACCAUCAACAGACAUAUUAUGUUCAGGAGGCGUUAUCGUGGAGGGCAACGAUUAUUGUUCCGCGUACUCCAUGCCAUGUCUCUGUACUUGCCGGAGACAGGCUACGUCCAAGGCAUGGCGCCUCUUGCUGCAACCUUGCUCUGUUACUACGAGGAAGACAGAGCGUUCGUAAUGUUGGUCCGUCUGUGGAUGCUUCGAGGCCUGGAGCGACUCUACGAGUCUGGGUUCUCUGGCCUGAUGGACGCUCUGGACGACUUCGAAAAGAAUUGGCUGCGUGGUGGAGAUGUAGCCAAAAAGCUGGACGAAAUGGGCAUUACCUCGACCGCCUGGGGUACUCGUUGGUACCUGACUUUGUUCAACUAUUCUCUGCCGUUCCAGGCCCAGCUGCGUGUCUGGGACGUUUUCAUGCUCUUGGGCGACGCCUCCCAUUCUAACUCCUCAACGUCCAAAUUCAGCGGUGAUCUGGAUGUGUUACAUGCAACAUCUGCAGCGCUAAUCGAUGCAACGAGGGAGAUCCUGCUGGAUUCAGACUUCGAGAACGCCAUGAAGGUGUUGACAUCCUGGAUCCCAAUCAAAGACGAAGACCUUCUCAUGCGCGUGGCAAAGACUGAAUACAAGUUGCGAAAGAAACGAGCGAGUGCUUGA
Macroventuria anomochaeta is the source of this 2400-nucleotide messenger RNA. RefSeq names its product RabGAP/TBC. NCBI's taxonomy places the organism in Eukaryota, Fungi, Ascomycota, Dothideomycetes, Pleosporales, Didymellaceae. The transcript is spliced from 3 exons. Bases 1 to 2400 code for a protein of 799 amino acids. The record is from RefSeq and is a predicted model, not a curated record.